AUGUCGUCCACCAGCAACGCCUCCAUUGACAAGUUCAACGGAGACAAUUACGCAACGUGGAGCCGGUACAUGCGCGGUGUGUUUUUGACGAAGUCCGUCUGGCACGUCGUCAACCGUGAAGUGACUCCGACUUUCACCGACCCGCGAGCGUCCGAUGACUACGUCAAGGCAAGCAACGUCGCGUUUGGUAUGAUGCUGCUGCACAUGAACGCGGACUACCAUCAUGUGCUGGACAACUGCGAGGAAGCCUGGGUUGCGUGGACAAGUCUGAAGACGCUGUACGGUGGGUCGCAGAAGGCAGGACGCAUCUACCUCAAGCGACAACUUUUCAGUAUCAAGAUGGAUGAAGGCGCGAACGUCAUGCAUCACUGCAACGAGGUCCUCAACAUCUCCGCCAAGCUUAGCGGCAUCGGUGCGAAGAUGGAAGACGAAGACGUUGCAAUUUGUCUGCUACUCAGUCUUCCGAAGAGCUACGAAAAUGUGGUGCUCAACAUGGAAAUGAGCAGCACCGAGCUUCGCACUCAAGAUGUGGUGAGAGUCCUGACGAAUGAGCAUGCCAAGCGUCAAGGAGAAAAAGGGACAACGACAGCGACUACGGUGAAGGCUGAAGAUGCAAGCAAGGCAUUCAGCGCCGAGCGUGAGCCCUACCAAUGCACGUAUUGUGGCAAGGUGGGACACACGGUGGAUCGUUGCUGGACAAAGCAGAAGAACGAAGGUCGGGGAGCCCGACGCGGCGGCAAUGGUCGUGGACGCGGGGCUAACAAUAUCCAGUGGGGACAUCAUGAUGAAGGUAAUGGCUACGAUCGAGUGGCGUUUGCAGUCUCGUUCGAAUGUGGAGUUUCGACGAGCAAGGACGUGUCUGGAAUGUGGGCCGUCGACAGUGGUGCAACGCACCACAUUUGCCACGACAAGACCAAGUUCGCAAGUUUGGCAGAGCGCAAUGAGGGCGAACUCUUGGUGGCUGAUGGCAACAAGGUGGCCAUCAAGGGUGUGGGAACCAUCAUGGAAAAGGUGGUUCUGCCCAACGGUGAAGAGCGUGAGAUCGAAAUCAAGAACGCGCUAUAUGUUCCAAGUAUGAGCAAGAACCUGCUCUCGGUGCCACAGAUUAACAGCCAUGGCAAGUUUCAAGUCGUGUUUGACGGGUCCAAGAUGUAUGUGACUCUCAAGAACUCACAGCAAGUGGUGGCGACAGCGGAUCUCGUGGAUGGACUCUACUGGCUUCGGACGACUCAACGAUCAGCGAAUGUGACAACAAGUGGAACCAGUUGUGCCGAUCUACAUGCGAGAAUGGGUCAUGCUCCAGUCGAUGUACUUCGCAAGAUGAUCGCGACCAACAUGAUCAAGGAUGUGCGAGUCCCUCUCAAGUCGGGUGGAGCAACUACAUGUCGAGGAUGUCAACAAGGGAAAAUGGUCCACAAACCAUUUCCAAGCAACCGAGACAAGCGCAGCUACGAUACGUUUGAGCUACUUCAUCUGGACAUCUGCGGGCCCAUGGAAAAGGAUUCGCUCGGUGGCAGCAAAUAUUUGCUGCUGAUCAUCGACGAAGCCAGUGGAUGCAUGAAGGGCUUUUGUCUACGAGUGAAGUCCGAGAGUGAAGACUACAUCCGGAAAUAUAUCACUAUGGUACAGACGCAAUUCUGUAAGAAGGUCAAGUUCGUGCGACACGACGGAGCUCGCGAGUUUGCAACCAACUCGCUUCAACUGUUCUACGAAGACGAAGGCAUUGAACAGCAGAUGCCUAUUAUGAACUUUUUUCGUCGGGGAAAAACCCAAAAGAGAAUAUAUAUUUAUAAUAGGUAUUAG
Molecule: messenger RNA, 1803 nt
Organism: Peronospora matthiolae
Lineage: Eukaryota; Oomycota; Peronosporomycetes; Peronosporales; Peronosporaceae
Source: the annotation of a GenBank genome assembly